AUGGAGAUUUCAGCUAUCGUUAUUGGUCUGGUUCUGUUUCUGAGUUUGUGUGAAUUGAACUCAGCUCUGGAAGUAAGUGCUGGGCUUACAGAAGAAAAGACUGGUGCUGGGGUCAGCACUGGGGCCUCAUCUAUGAAAUGUAAACUCCAGGGUACCACCCGCCUACCUGUAUUCUCAAUGGAUGGUGACUACACUAUUGGGGGUGUUUUCUCCAUACACACCUACAAACACACUGUGAUGCAUAACUACAUCACAUUGCCUGAGCCGCAAAAGUGCACAGGGAGAAUUGACUCCCGUCAACUGCGUUUCUCACACGCAAUGGUCUUUGCCAUUGAGGAGAUUAACAACAGCACAGAGCUGCUGCCAGGCAUCAAACUCGGUUAUCAGAUUCAUGACUCAUGUGGAUCAGUGCCCCUGUCGGUACAUGUGACAUUUCAGCUUUCAAACAGCCUGGACCCUGUGAUUUACACUGGUGACAACUGCUCGCACUCCCGUAAGGUGAUGGCUAUCGUUGGUGAGUCUUCAUCCACCCGAUCCAUCAGUAUGUCGCGCAUCAUCGGGUCCUUUAACAUUCCUCAAGUGAGUCACUUUGCCACUUGUGCAUGCCUGUCUGAUAAACAGCAGUUUCCAAGUUUCUUCAGAACAAUCCCUAGUGACCAGUUCCAGGCUGAUGCGCUGGCCAAGCUGAUAAAACAUUUUGGCUGGACUUGGAUAGGUGCUGUCCGGUCAGAUUCGGACUAUGGCAAUAAUGGCAUGGCCAAGUUCCUGGAUGCAGCACAGAAGGAGGGGAUCUGUGUGGAAUACUCUGAAUCUUUACAUCGGACUCACCCAAGUAGCAGGAUCCAGAGAGUAGCUGAAGUUAUCCGCAGGUCAACAGCUGUGGUUAUUGUGGCAUUUGCAGCCUCAACAGAAAUGAGGCUUCUGCUGGAGGAGCUGUCGCUACAGCCUUUUCCACGUCGCCAGUGGAUAGGCAGUGAGUCCUGGGUAACUGACCCAAAAUUGCUGAGCUUCAGUUUCUGUGUGGGAGCCAUUGGAUUUGGCAUUGAGCAAGCUGUCAUCCCAGGCCUGAGAGAAUUCUUGCUGGAUCUUUCUCCCUCUAAAGUGGCUGCCUCUCCAUUGCUUACUGAGUUCUGGGAGGAUGCGUUCAGCUGCAGGCUGGGAGAAAGUGAGAAAGUUGAUCAGAUUUUUAAACAAGGUGCAGUCAUCGAUGAGAGACUGUGUAAUGGAACUGAAGACAUUCAGACACUCAACAACCCAUAUACCGACACAUCACAGCUCCGAAUUACUAACAUGGUUUACAAGGCUGUAUAUGCAAUAGCACAUGCCAUUCAUAAUGCAGUGUGUCAGGACACAAAUUCUACAGCUCAGUGUGACAAAUUUACCAGGAUAGAGUCCAAACAGGUUCUAACUAAGCUGAAGAAAGUGAAUUUUUCCAGAAAUGGUUAUGAUGUGUCUUUUGAUGCCAACGGGGAUCCUGUGGCCAGAUAUGAGCUGGUUAACUGGCAAAAAAGUGAGAGUGGUAGCAUUGAGAUGGUGACAGUAGGGCACUAUGAUGCAUCACUGCCAGAGGGUCGGGAGUUCCGCAUCAACAGAAACCUCACUUGGUUGGAGGGUAGCACACAGGUGCCUGUGUCAGUGUGCAGUGACAGCUGUCCUCCAGGAACUCGUAAAGUGCUGCAGAAAGGAAAACCCAUCUGCUGUUACGAUUGUAUUCCAUGUCCUGAAGGAGAGAUUAGCAAUACUACAGAUUCCCUGGAUUGUUUUCCUUGUCCCAAGGAGUUCUGGCCUAAUGCAGAGAGAGACACUUGUUUCCUCAAGUCUGUAGAGUUUCUUUCCUUUGAUGAGGUCCUAGGAAUCAUCCUGGCUGCGAUCUCAGUUGGUGGUGCCUGUCUUGCCGUCAUAACAGCGGCUGUGUUCUUUCGUUACAGGACAUCCCCGAUUGUUAGGGCCAACAACUCUGAGCUGAGCUUCCUGCUUCUCUUCUCCCUGACUCUGUGUUUCUUAUGUUCAUUGACUUUCAUUGGAGCACCCUCUGAUUGGUCCUGCAUGCUGCGCCACACAGCAUUUGGGAUCACCUUCGUCCUCUGUAUCUCCUGUGUUCUUGGAAAAACAAUAGUGGUGUUAAUGGCCUUCAGAGCUACACUCCCAGGUAGUAAUGUCAUGAAAUGGUUUGGACCUCUACAGCAAAGGAUGACUGUAGUAUUUUUCACAUUCAUUCAACUUUUAAUAUGUGCUAUUUGGUUGGGUCUUAGUCCCCCUUUUCCAAUGAAAAACAUGAGUAUAUAUAAGGAGACAAUCAUCUUGGAGUGUGCAUUAGGAUCAGCUUUUGGGUUCUGGGUUGUGCUUGGGUACAUAGGCCUACUGGCUGUCUUUUGCUUUGUGUUAGCUGUCCUAGCUCGGAAACUACCUGAUAAUUUUAAUGAAGCCAAGCUGAUCACCUUCAGCAUGUUGAUAUUCUGUGCAGUGUGGAUCACCUUUAUCCCAGCAUAUGUCAGCUCUCCUGGUAAAUUUACUGUGGCAGUGGAGAUAUUUGCGAUUCUGGCCUCCAGUUUUGGACUGAUCCUGUGUAUAUUUGCUCCAAAGUGUUACAUUAUAUUGUUUAAGCCAGAGAAGAACACCAAGAAACAUUUAAUGAACAAAAAUUAAUCCUUAAACGUCUGAGGUUUGGAAAUUGUUUAAGUGGAACACAGAGUAUCGAGCUUCAG
This is a messenger RNA of Acanthopagrus latus (yellowfin seabream), 2705 nucleotides long. RefSeq names its product extracellular calcium-sensing receptor-like. The transcript is spliced from 8 exons. Gene Ontology annotation, biological process: G protein-coupled receptor signaling pathway. NCBI's taxonomy places the organism in Eukaryota, Metazoa, Chordata, Actinopteri, Spariformes, Sparidae. The record is from RefSeq and is a predicted model, not a curated record. The coding region runs from base 1 to 2646 and encodes 881 amino acids. Gene Ontology annotation, molecular function: G protein-coupled receptor activity. Gene Ontology annotation, cellular component: membrane.